Darwinula stevensoni is the source of this 981-nucleotide messenger RNA. NCBI's taxonomy places the organism in Eukaryota, Metazoa, Arthropoda, Ostracoda, Podocopida, Darwinulidae. The record is from the annotation of a GenBank genome assembly.
AAAAGUAUGCUUUUUUAAUGGUGCUAGUUGCAUUUAGCCCUAAGGGCUUUUUGAAGUUGAAGUAGUUUUGAAGUAGUUGAAGAACCCAUGGCUUGGAGUUAAAAACUUUCAGUGUGCAAUCCGUAUUAUUGUUUCUAUCACUGCUGCAAAAUGGGAGGUACAUAAAAUAAACAGGUUCUUCUGCUGUUAGCCAAAAAAAUCUUGGCAAACUUUCCCUUCACUGCUUGGCCUGUUUAUUUAUCCCAGUCAAUGUGAGAUCUCAAGGGGAAGAAGAGAGGAUGAAAGAAGGAGGAGGAGGGUGAUGCAACAGAUUGUUAUGUAGAGGUGUGUGACAAAAGAAAUAACGUUGCAUCUCCUUUGAGACUGUCAAACUGCCCUGGAUCUGGGAUGGUGGUAAAUCAGAGUAUGACUGAAUCGGCCACCAUCGUUCGCAGGAACUCCUCGGGCACCAAAACCAAGGAAUGGUGUGCAUGGCCCCCGGCAUCCUUUGAAGAGAUGGACAGCACUCUUACUGUGCAGCAGCUGAUUCAACAGACCAUUCGGUCUGAUCCAUCAAACAUUGACCAUAUUCUCACUCCUCCUGAGAACCAGGAUGAAGGAGUCUGGAAGUAUGAACAUCUUAGGCAAUUCUGCCUGGAGUUGAAUGGUCUGGCAGUCCAACUGCAAUCAGAAUGCUUCCCAGAACAGUGUAGUCAAAUGACAGCUACAGAACAGUGGAUUUUCCUAUGUGCAGCCCAUAAGACACCUAAAGAAUGCCCUGCAAUUGACUACACUCGCCACACGCUGGAUGGUGCUGCUUGUCUCCUCAACUCCAAUAAAUACUUCCCCAGCAGCUGGGACUGCAGUCUAGACAACCUGUCUGACAACCUGUUCCCACCACCAGUACCUCCCAUGAACACGGGUAGAAGCAAUUCGGUCUCGGAGAAUCUACGACCUGAAAUACCGGUCAUCCCUGGGCAUUGGGAUGCGAGGGUGGCCUGA